AUAAAGCUUGCCAGCAGAAGGAAGCAUGGCAUCCUCCACCUUGCUGGCUUACAGCUGCGCUGGUUUUGAACCGGAUGAAACAGCGUGGACCCGGACCACCGCCGCCAUCGCCAUCAUCAUCAUCAUCAUCAUCAUCAUCAUCGCCACCGGCAGCAGAACGUGGCCGACGCUUCGGCAUGGCUGCAGCUCGUGCGUCUGCUCACCGGGGAGAACCGUUCACGGUUUCCGAGCGGCACCUGAAGACGGCGUCGGUCACCUGACCCGAGCUCCAGGUCACGUGACUGAUAUUCCAUCCUCGCCAUUUUGCAAUGUGGUGGGGGGGAGAGAGCGAGCGAGAGACCACUUUUUAUGGCGACCGAGCUCAAACUCCAGAGUUUCACGCGCUGAGGACAAAGCGUCGAGCCUUCUCGUGUCGGUGAUGGAGGAGAAUAGCUGUUUUGCGGUCCUCAUCUCAAAGCCCGCCGCAGCGGAAGCCCCUUCCUCUGCUCCCGUACCGGGGUCUCGCUACCAGACCGAGCCUCCGAGCGACGUGGGUCAGGCCGUCCCGGGGAAGAUCCCCUCCAAACAGGUGGACGAGUCCCUCAUCCAGGUCAUCGAGAAGCUCAGCAAGAUCGUUAAGAAGCGGCCGCAGAGGCACUGCACUCUGGUGGGCCAGAAAAGAGGGCAACCCCCGGACUCCUCCGCCGGGGUGCCAUCCAGCCUGGGAGGCUCUCCUCACAAGAAGAUGAAGAACAGCCGCAACGAGGAGGCGGGAGCGGACGGCGCCGUGGGCGACAAUGGCGUCGGCUCUUUGGCGAGCGGCGCUGCCGCCGAUCACAAGCGGACGGUGACGUGCUACCAGUGCAGCCUCUGCCCCUACCUCUCCCAGACGCUGGGCCAGCUCAGGCAGCACCUGAAGCAGCACAACGAGCAGCACAGCGACCUCAUCCUCAUGUGCUCCGAGUGUCACUUCACCUCCAGGGACCAGGAGCAGCUGGAGGCGCACGUCAGGCUGCACUACGACGCCAGGAGUACCCCCACGCCCCCCGCCACGGGGCAGGAGAAGAGUGCGAGGAUGGCCGACGAUGGGGAGCAGCCCAGCGCAGGAGCCGAGGGGAUCAAGAGCUCGGGGGACGAGUCCGCUGAGCUGCCAGAGAAGAAGAAGUGGUACAGCUACGAAGAGUACGGCCUGUACCGCUGCCUGAUCUGCAGCUACGUGUGCAGCCAGCAGCGCAUGCUCAAGACCCACGCCUGGAAGCACGCCGGCCUCGUCGACUGCUCCUAUCCCAUCUUCGAGGAAGAAGAGGGCGGUUCAGCGAGGCAGGAGACGGAAGCCGCCGCCAACAGCAUCGCGCCCCGAGACGAUUUAGUCAUUCUGUCCCCGGGUCUGCACGACAAAAUCCUGCAGAAGCUCCCAGCUGCCUUCAAACUGCAGCUCUGCAUGCCCGCCGCCGGGGGCCAGCGCGAUGCCUUCGAUCCGCCUGAAGGCGACUCAACAACCGCGGCGGAUGAACAGGAGGAGGACGGCGACGUCCCCGGAGAGGUGAGCUCCGAGGAGCCUGCGGUGGAGGUGCAGGUGACCACGGAGGCAGACGACGACGUGGAGGUGGACGGCGCCCGAGACGGCGCCUCUGUCGCCGACAGCCUGCUGUCGUCAGCCCAGAAGAUCAUCAACAGCAGUCUGAACAGCGCCGGUCACAUCAACGUGAUCGUGGAGCGCCUCCCUUCGGCUGAAGACGCGGUCACAGCGACCACGCCGCUGCUCCUCAGCCCGGACAUGGGCGGGGACAAGAGCUCGCGUGGCGUGAGAGAGGAGGAGCAGAACCCAGUGGGAGGGGAUGCUGGCUGUGCGGGUGAUUCCACCAGCAGCCAGCUGUUAGAUGGCGACUGCAAGCCCCCACUCACCAAAGGGGACGCCCCCCCGAGGGACGAAAACGUCCCCCCAACCAGCCGCAAGCGAACGCACUCUGAGUCUCUUCGCCUCCACUCUCUGGCUGCAGAGGCCCUCGUUGCUAUGCCGAUGAGGACGCCAGAGCUGGCCGCCUCCGGCCCCAAGGCGAGUCUGAAGGCUGUUUCACCGCAGAUGGCGAGCCCCCACAUGGGCCAGAGGCUCCUGGACGCGGCGGAGAGCGGAGCGAGGCCGACAGCAGCCCUGUUGGACUGGGAGCUCCGUGGCCAGGCCCAGGAGGACCAGUUGGUGGAGGGCGACGAGGAAAGUCCCGCCGCUAAAGCCGGGAUAAGCCUUUCGCUGCUUACCGUCAUCGAGAGACUCAGAGAGCGCUCAGACCAGAACACCUCCGACGAGGACAUCCUGAAAGAGCUUCAGGAUAACGCGCAGUUCCACAACGGGACUCUUGCCGGGGCGGUCUCUGGGGACGGAGCGGAGAGCUACGUGUGUAACAUUCCAGGCAUGGACGGCUUGGUGGGCUCGCCCGACGGGGGGCUGGUGGACUACGCCCCGGGCAGCGAGAGGCCGUACCGCUGCCGCCUGUGCCACUACAGCAGCGGCAACAAGGGCUACAUUAAGCAGCACCUGCGCGUCCACAGGCAGAGGGCGCCGUACCAGUGUCCCAUCUGUGAGCACAGGGCUGCAGACAGUAAGGAGCUGGAGAAGCACAUGAUCCACCACUGCAGGACCAGGACGUACCAGUGCAGUCACUGUCCAGAUGCCUUCCACUACAAGAGUCAGUUAAGAAGUCAUGAAACGCAGCGGCACAGCUACAGCAGCGACAUGGCGUCGCCCACCAAGGGGGCCGACACCAUCACCCCGGUGGAGGAGUCUGAACGGGGAACGGAUGAAGAAGGCAGCAUGCCAAACGUGUACAGAUGUGACGUGUGCAGCUACAGCAGCUCUACGUAUAUUGGAGUGAGAAACCACCGGCGCAUCCAUAACUCCGACAAACCAUAUCGCUGCUGCAGCUGUGAUUUUGCCACCACCAACAUGAACAGCUUGAAGAGCCACAUGAGGAGGCAUCCUCAGGAGCACCAGGCCGUGCAGCUGCUGGAGCAGUACAGGUGA
Fundulus heteroclitus (mummichog) is the source of this 2998-nucleotide messenger RNA. Its product is annotated as zinc finger protein 507-like. Bases 26 to 2998 code for a protein of 990 amino acids. Gene Ontology annotation, molecular function: chromatin insulator sequence binding. Gene Ontology annotation, cellular component: chromosome. Gene Ontology annotation, biological process: regulation of transcription by RNA polymerase II. The record is from RefSeq and is a predicted model, not a curated record. The transcript is spliced from 5 exons. Lineage: Eukaryota; Metazoa; Chordata; Actinopteri; Cyprinodontiformes; Fundulidae.